AUGCAAUCAACUGUUUCUCCGUCUUCUCUUGUACGUACUUCGCCAGUUAGACGUGACAAUACAGAGCACAACACACGCUUGGCAACUCUUCGUCCUACCUCGUCUGAUGUAGUCAGUUCUUCUGACUCAGAAGAUGAACCUUUAUUGAAUCCACGUCGACUGCGCCAACCGCAACAACAACAGCAAUCGCAACCACAACCACAACUACAACCACCCCUGCCUGAGGAAGACGACCAUGAUUGGGCGAGCCAGCGUGAUGCGGAGCAAGGGAUUGCCGAUACUCUUCAUGAGUUGAAUGCAGGAAUCAAUAAUUAUCGUACGAUCCUUAGAAGACGACAGCGCGAGGUAGUCGACCGCAAACGCACUCGUACCGAUAGAAUCGACAAAUAUUUGACAGUAGUCGGCCGGUAUCGAGCAGACGAACAAGACAAAGAACGUGGCGUGACGACCACCCAUUCACUCGCUAUCUCUAGAUUCCAUUAUAGUUUCCAUUUAUCUCGACCUUAG
This is a messenger RNA of Zychaea mexicana, 507 nucleotides long. RefSeq lists its product as uncharacterized. The transcript has a single exon. The record is from RefSeq and is a predicted model, not a curated record. NCBI's taxonomy places the organism in Eukaryota, Fungi, Mucoromycota, Mucoromycetes, Mucorales, Lichtheimiaceae. The coding region runs from base 1 to 507 and encodes 168 amino acids.